GGAGCAGCAGCUGACGUCACUACGCAGAGAGAGAGCUGCGCAUUGUGCGCAAAGAGCUACGCGCUGUAGUUGGGUGUGAAGAUGGCGGACGAGGAGGCCGAGAAGGACCGUGGUCCUGAAAACGAUGUUAAUGUCAUUAUAACAGACCUAAAACAACGCUUAGAAGAACUGCAGGAAAGAGCGGUCAAAGAGAGCAAAGACUCCCCGGUCCAGUCCUCAUUCAAUUAUUGCCAAGACUUCUGUCGGACCCUGCUGGGAUACGCAGGCCACUGGCAGAUUGAAGAUGAGCCUUUGCCUGUAGUUCAAGUAUACAUGGUUGCCCUGCAGAGUUAUGCUGAGACGUCUGUGCACCUGUCUGUGGAGUGUGACAAUGUGCAACUCGUGGUAGAAAGGCUAGCACUGAGUUUUGUGGAACUAUUGCUGUCACUAAAGGAGCUUCCAGAUGAUCUAUGGAAUGACUUCAGGUCUUGUGUCCAGGUCUCACAUGGCAAACUCCAGGAGAAUGGAAUCACCCAGCUCUCCAUGCUAUGGACUCUAGGCAAACAGAGGGGGGUUUGGGCCAACCCUAUACUGCAAGGCCUUCUGUUGGGAGAGGAACUAGAGACCAUGCAAAUUGAAAACUGGCUUGUUGAAGAAGGGCCCGGUCUGUUGGAAUUACGGGUGAAACAGCUGAUUAAAGAUCAGAAGCUGGAGAAAGCGGCACAGCUGGCAAAGAUCUGCUCCGAGAGUGCCUCAUGUGACGGAAAGGGAAACUUCAAGCAGAUGUACCUCGUCUGUCUCUGCAGUACCUUAGAACAAGAUCAACUCAUGGAAGAGCUUAAUAAGGUGGACUGCCGGGAUGCACUAGAGAUGAUCUGUAACCUGGAGUCUGAUAGUGAUGAAAAAGCAGCGUUCACGUUAUGUUCUGCCUUCUUGACCCGCCAGCUCGUACUGGCUGAUGCUUACUGUGCUUGGGAGCUGACAUUGUUCUGGAGCAAGCUUCUGAAACGACUUGAGCCAUCAGAGAAGGCUUUUCUGGACAAAUGUGGUCAGAUGUCUUUAUUCUCAAAAACUGUCUACCACAUCUUGUUCCUCAUCAAAGUCAUCCAGUCUGAGAUCAUUGAGGGUGGUUUACCAAUUUGCAUUGAAAUGUGCAUAAGGGCUCUCCGGAUGCAGUCAGAGGAUGGAAACACAAAAGCCACACUGUGUAAAACCAUUGCCUGUUUGCUUCCCAAUGACCUUGAGGUGAAGAGGGCCUGCCAGCUCACAGUGUUCCUCCUGGAGCCCACGGUGGACUCUUACUAUGCUGUGGAGACUCUUUACAAUGAACCAGAUCAAAAAAUUGAGGAAGAAAAAAUGACAGUUCCCAAUUCGCUGCGCUGUGAGCUGCUUCUGGUGUUCAAAACGCAAUGGCCUUUUGACCCAGAGUUCUGGGACUGGAAAACACUAAAACGCUACUGCCUUGCUCGUAUGGGACCGGAGGCUUCCAUAGUUUCUUCCAUUGACUCAUUGAAUGAUACGGAUGAUCCAGAGGAGGAGGACAUGUACAUCGAUGAUGGAUUUUUAGAAAGUGCUGAUAGAAUUGUCAGUGGCACAUAUGAACUAACAAACACAAUGGACAAGAAACAGAAAAACAGAGAACAGAAGAAGCUGCGAGAAAAGGGAUUUAUUUCUGCCAGGUUUCGAAACUGGCAGGUUUACAUGCAGUAUUGUGUACUCUGUGACAAGGAGUUCUUAGGCCACAGAAUUAUCCGCCAUGCACAAACUCACUUCAGCGGGGGCGUGUAUAGCUGCCCCAUUUGUGCUCAGUCCUUUAGCUCCAAAGACACCCUGACCCCCCAUGUCACCUCACAUGUUAAACAAUCAUGUAAGGAUCGCCUAACCGCAAUGAAGACCAACAGGAAACUGGCUAAUCCUAAAACUGCUGCCCCAGUGAUAGCUGCUAUAAUGGCCAAGACUGAAAGUGACAUUUCAGAAAGUGGUGGUCAGCUGGGGCAAAACGCUGGUGGUGUUCAAAUUGUUAAGACUCGCCUUUCAGUUGAGCAUGGUGAGGAACAUGUGUGCCCUGUUGGAACAUGCAAAAAGGCCUUCAAGUUCUACAGAAAUCUUCUUUCCCAUGUAAAAGCCCACAAUGAGAACGAGGAGGCCAUUUCUUACCUUGAAAUGCAAAGUAAGAAAGUUGUGUGUCAGUAUUGCCGUCGCCACUUUGUCAGUGUUAACCAUCUUAACGAUCAUUUACAAGUCCACUGUGGCGCAAAGCCAUACAUAUGUAUCCAGCUCAACUGCAAAGCUAGCUUUCUCUCAAAUACUGAACUGCUCGUACAUCGAAAAACACACACUUCUUUUAAAGCGAGAUGCAUGUUUCCAAAUUGUGGUAAGAUUUUUAGCGAAGCAUUUAAGCUUUAUGACCACGAGGCAAAGCAUUACAAAACGUUCACUUGUAAAUUUGUUGACUGUGGCAAGGUUUUCCAUACACAACAGCAGUUGGAUUUGCACUUGAAAAGCCACACAGUCAAAAAAGAGCAAGAUAUUUCUGCUCAAGAUGAAAAUCUCCAAACCCCACAGACUAGUUCUUCAGUUAAUAUGGCUCACAGUAUUUGUGAUCCAUCCCCAUUAAAAGAAGCAGACAAUUCAAUGGAAAAAUGCAGAGCUGAAACUGUUAGUGUUGGCAAACCAGAAACCCUUGAAAAUUUGCUGAAAGCUUCUCAAACGCCAAUCAAAACUGUGGAUCGUUAUGAGAUCAAAACUGAAAACAAAGAGAAAUGUUUUGUUAGUGAGGCAAGUCAGAUUGUAAAUAUUCAGAUACCUUUGCAACCAGAAAAUGGAUGUUGUAAAACAGAAGCAUCUCAAAGCCAGUCACCUGAUCUUUUAAAGCCUUCCCACCAGUAUCAGAAACAGCAUGUAUCUCCAUUUGAGGCUACUAUAAACAAAAUGCUGCGUGAAAAAACAGUGUUGCACAGUCAACUACAAGUUUUCUCCAGUAAUGUAAAUAGUGGCGUAAUAAAUCACAAUGAACUGCCUGUCAGUAUAAAUCACAAUGAACUGCCUGUCAGUAAUGCAGCUAGGCCAACAUUACCAACGCUACCUAUUCCUGCUCCUAUAGUGACAAAGUUGCAAGCCAUUCCUCCAGCAGUCGCUACACCAUCUGUAAAUCAAAAAGAAUCUGCUCAAACUGAGACUGUUUUGAGAGAGAGAUAUCAUUGUCCCUUUGAAAACUGCACAAGAAACUAUAGUUGUUACAAAAGUGUUAGCAAACACAUAAAAACGACCCAUCCAGAGUUGUAUGCAAUACGCAAAAUUCCACGAAGUGAAAUUAGGGUAACGUACGUUUCUGGUUCACCUCUGGCUCCAAAGCCUAUUGCAGUCAAAACACAAGAGAAUCAAAAAAUAGAAAUUAAGAGGCCAAAGGUCAUCCAGCCUAGUCCUUAUACAAAUAUGGUUACAAAUUAUAAUGCAGUUAGGUUGCCCCCCCCAGUGACUGUAAACCAGACUGCCCCCCAAUUAAUGGAAAAUGUAUUAAACCCUAUUGUGGUGGCUCAAUUAAAAACAAAUGUCCAUCCACAGAGUUGUUCACAAACACAAAAAAUCUUACCAAAAAUCCCACAACAGGAGCAAGUGCAAAACCUUAGAACUUCAACAAUAAAUUUACCCAGACCAUCAGAGUUUAUGACUGGAUCCCUGGGACCUAAAGGUCUUGUAGAGUCACACCCACCUAUCACUGUAACAAAUUCAGUUCCAUUGUCAAGUAUUCACUUGCCGCCUAGUAGUCAGAUAAAAACCCAAGACGUUCGGACAGUGUGGUCCACUCCCCUUCAUAAUCAACAAUUAAGUAGCAACUCUUCCCAAUUACAUCCAAAUAGGCUAUUGCCAUCUGCCCAUAUGCCUAUGUCGUCCAAUGAUCACCAUUCCAUGAAUCCAAAUGCCAAUUUGGUAAAUUCCUUAACAACGGCACAUAAAGACAUGCAAAGUAGUGCUCAACAUCUUUACAGAUCAACAUCCACCAAUACAGUUCUUCCACCUAAAGUUCCAAUAAAAACUGAGGAGCAAAAUGUAUCUUUGUGGUCACCUGCCUCUGAAAUUAAGCAUGUUCAAUCUGGUAGCCCUCCUCAAAUACUCACAAACAGGUCAGGCCAGGUGGUAACUGCCAGUUCUCCAUUUCCACUUAAGGAUCCUCCUGGCAGUCUCCUGGGUUCAGACAUAUGUAAAACAUCAAUGGACCCUAAUCCAACAUCUAUUACACAAUGUGGUUCUCUACCUCUUUACAAACCACCUUCAGCUAAUGCUGCAUUGACAUUGUAUGGGCAAUCAAACCACUCACAAAUAGGCCAUCAAAUGCAGUUGCCUCAAAUUCAAAAGACACAAAUUGCCUCUGUUAAACCUUCACAAAUACUUCCUAAGUCCAUGGGCAGUACUAAUGUUCCUAUCCCAUCUAACUGCUCACCUUGUAACCCCAUAGAAUCAAACAUUGCAGCUCCUAUUCCAGCAACAAGUGUGCAAAUUGGUACAAAACCACUUGUACCUGCUAACAUUAAAAGAGAGGAGAACUGUAACUUCAGUUCUUUCACAAUGCAAAAAGAUUCACCAGAAAACACAACAAAAAACACUGAUACAGUGCAAAAUCCUUGUCAGCCUCCUGAAAACCUAAACACUACAGAGAAUCGCAAAACAGUUCGAAAAAGAAAUAAGGUCAGAUGGCCAGCAAUUGUAAGAGAUGGGAAAUGGUUUUGUUCACGGUGUUACAGAGCAUUUAGUAGUUCUAAAUCUCUUGGUGGCCAUUUGUCUAAGCGAUCGGCAUGUAAACCGUACGAUGAAAUGGAGCUGAAUGCUGAUCUCCCAGCAUCAUUUCUUGACCUCCUAAAUUCUGACCAAACUGUUAAUCUUCAUCAGAACCAUCCAAGUAAUCCAUGUGAGACCUUCAAUAACAUACCCCACACAUCAAAAUCACAUUGCUUGUUAGAGCAAAAAGGCAGCACUUCUCAGAAAUACCAAGAAAGGUUAAAUGGUGAGACAAGCAAUGACAUUCUUAAGCAAAUUGUUAAAGCUGCUAACAUGGCAGACCCGUUUGUCUCAUCACAUGUAUCUCAGUUCCAAAAACCUUGUGUUUCUUCUACAACAAAUUUUCAGAGUAGCUCUGUCAAACAGUCUAUAGAUGGUGCUGGUCGAGAUGUUUGCUCAUCUAACAUUCCUAAUUAUCUUCAACCAAGGCCACCAGGCAGAAGAUAUCCAACACCACUACUUUCCCAAGCACUCAAAGAUAGCAAAGAAUUAGCCUCAAUUAGCCUCAAGGCUAGCAGCAGUCAACAAGAAAUUGAUUCAAAAGAUCAAGUCUCAAGCAUGUUGCCGCAACUCGUACAUCCAAAGAGUCCAGGUACAACCAGUGUAAUACAACCAGAGAGAAAUAAUAUGGAGCAAGAUAUCAAAAAGAAAUUACGAGAACAGAUCUUGGCUGGCGAUUUUCAGCGCAGAAACAACUUGGCUAAUGUUUGCCAUAAUUCUGGGGCUCAAAGCCCAAUGUCCUGUGGUUCUGAGUCAAGCUCUAAAAAUGAGGAUUGUCAAAUGAACUGGGAUAUUAAAGGAUGUUUUGCAAACAAAGAAAGCCCUGCCAUCAUCCCUGGUACUCCAGCUGAAAUUGAGGAACUUUUACAAACCAAAAGCUUUACACGCUUAAGACAACACUCCAACCCAGAGCAGGACAUGCAGAGCUCCACAAGUGUAGAUCUCUGUCAGGAUGUUGAUGCUGAACCCCAGCAGCUGUCUCCCAGUCAACAACAGAGUUUUUCAGAACUUAAGAUUGCAUUUGAAAGGCUGAACCUUAUCAAGGAAUUACCUGAACAAGUCCCUGAGUCUGUCACUCUAAAUACAGGUUUAGACAGUUCAAGCACACACGAAGUAACACCAGAUGAUUCCUUAGCUGUGCCCAAACUAUUUGUCUGUGAUGCUGCAAACUGUGCAUACAAUACAUUUUCAAGUGAGGCGUAUUGGAGACACCUCUAUAAAGUCCACAAUUACACAUUUGAACAAGUUAAUGCAGUCAAAAAACAGCAUGGACAAUAUGCUCCAUUUCAGUGUCAGAGAUGCAGUAAAACAUUUACACGCAACCCCAAUCUUAAAGCGCAUUACAUAUCUGCUCACCAACUGUCAUUUGAAGAAAUCCACCAGUUAGACGUGAAGCGUAAACAGGACAGGGCAGCAAUGGUCCGCUUGAUUACCUUGCACAAUGGUGGUGCAAAGAAAAAACGUCUGCCAGCAUCUGUUGGGCACCAAGAAUUACUACAUCAGAAACCAAGUAAUCCAGGGGGCACAUCAGUUAUUCAGGCUGUACCCAAGGCAAACUUCCAUAAUUUGACUGUAAAACAAGAAGAACAUGUCCGAACAUCCACAGACGAACACACUCCCAAUGGCCAUCAAAGAACUCCAAUCAACGGGCCAUUUUCAAAUGGUUGUCAAUCAGUUAUUGCUCAUCUACCUCAAGCAGAUGUUCCUUAUCAGGCUAGAGGGCUGCUCACACCUGGCAAACAGUCAAAUAGACCAGCAACAGUGAAACAGAGUAAUGAUCUGAUGAAGAAAACUGACAAAAAAUCCACCUCAAGUGACACAUUAAGUCAAUACAAGCCCUACCGCUGUGUUCACCAAGACUGUGAGGCUGCUUUUGCCAUCCAGCACAAUCUAAUCCUCCACUAUCGAGCUGUUCACCAAUCUGCUCUAUCGGCCCUUGAGGUCAACAAAGAGCAAGAUCAAAAUGAGGCUGAUGGAGUUGUGGAGCAGGAGGAAGAAGAGGAGGAGCCAUCCAUUUCAGAGUUCCGAUGUCAGGUCAAGGACUGUUCCCGAGUUUUCCAGCAGGUCCCUCAACUCAUGCAGCACUACCUUAGACUACAUGAGUUCAGCAUUGAUAAGGUGGGCGAUCUGUUGUCAGUAAUUAGGCUUGGAAGAUUUACUUGUGGGCAUGAAGGAUGCGCUGUAUCAUUUACUGCUUUCUGGAAAUAUAUUGCACACAUUAAAGAACUACACAAAGAUAUCAAGCUGUCCAAACCGGAAAACAUGUACAAGUGUGAAAUUGAAGGCUGUGAUCGUGCCUAUGCCACAAAGUCCAACAUGCUUAGGCAUCUUAUGAAAAAGCAUAAUGAUUUUUAUCAACUUAAACAAAAAAAUCAGCCAAAACCCGAGGAUGUUGUUAAGCAAAACUCCAAGAAAGAGUAUCAACUUAAUAAAACAAGUGAUGGGAAAGAAAAUAUUGAGAGUAAUCAAACAAGUCCACAAAAAGACAAUAAUGCAAAAAGAACAAGGAAAAUAAACAACUAUUGGACCAAAUAUGAAAAACCUGUUUUAAAAUCAAAUGUAGAAGCAUCUGCAAUGUGUACUAAAUCCUAUCCAUUACAGUAUCCUUGCAUGAUUAAAGGAUGUGAGUCAGUCAUGAAUUCUGAGAAGAGCAUCUUAAAACAUUACACUGUCCAUGGACUUAGUGAAAAGUUUUUGGAACAGCAUAGAAGUCACUACAUUUUCUGCAAAAAGUUUCCCAGACAGAAAAAUGGUUCUGUUAGAAGUGAUGAUUCUAAGUCAGACCCAUCUUCUGACUCUGAACCUGAGUUAACUGGUCUCAAUGGCACAGAAGAUAUGCAUUUUGAUGAUUCCAAACCCUUCCUGCGCAAAAGGACUAGCCCAAUCAUCCCAGCUUCACUGCUUGAUGGACUGUCUAAUGAUGACAGUUCUGAUGGCUCUGUAGUAAUGAAACGCAAGCGCGGAAGGCCAAAGAGGAUUGUUGAAAAAAUUGUCAAACGCAAAAAAAUGUCCCAACCACUUAAAGUAUGUGAGAGCAGGGAUGAGUGCUCUGAUUCAUCUGUUGCCCUCUCAGAGAAAGAGUCUGACCAGCCUAUGUCUUUGGCUGCCUUCAAACCAAUGGGAUUUGAAAUGUCUUUUUUAAAGUUCUUGGAACAGUCAAACAAGACCCAACCUUCCCUCUCGUGUGAAAUCCCACUGUUUGGCCCAUGGGUCAGAUUAUCCCAACUGAACACCAAAGAAACUUGUGUGAAAUUCAGCAAUCGACAGAAUCUGAAAUCAUUGGACAAAGUAAAAAUAGUUAUGGAUAAAGCAUUUUUAGGUGUGAGCGAGCUUAUGUUGAAGCAAUUGCAGGAUAUGCAGCCUUUGGUUAUAUUGGAGAAAAUAUAGUCUUUUUGGCAGUAUCUCAGGACAAUUCAACUGCAUACCCAAUAGUUCUGAACAGUACAGCUGUUUUUUGACGAACUGUAAAAUUAAAUGUAUAUCUAUAGAAAAGUGUAAGCAUGUUUAACUUAUGAUCUGAAAUCUAUGUCUCAACAUUCACUGUGAGACUGAUAGUGGACUUUGUAUGCUAGUAUUGUGAUUAGACUGUAAUUUGAAAAUGUUGUGUACAUAUUUUAAAACGCCGCCUACUGCCACCAGCAGAUUCACUCUUAUUAAAACUUUUUUUAAAAUA
Periophthalmus magnuspinnatus is the source of this 8428-nucleotide messenger RNA. It is a transcript of the gene znf292b, whose product is annotated as zinc finger protein 292b. The record is from RefSeq and is a predicted model, not a curated record. Gene Ontology annotation, molecular function: DNA-binding transcription factor activity, RNA polymerase II-specific; DNA binding. Gene Ontology annotation, biological process: regulation of transcription by RNA polymerase II. Gene Ontology annotation, cellular component: nucleus. The transcript is spliced from 8 exons. Lineage: Eukaryota; Metazoa; Chordata; Actinopteri; Gobiiformes; Gobiidae. The coding region runs from base 82 to 8142 and encodes 2686 amino acids.